Messenger RNA from Effrenium voratum, 2440 nucleotides. The record is from the annotation of a GenBank genome assembly. Lineage: Eukaryota; Dinophyceae; Suessiales; Symbiodiniaceae.
AUGCGACGGCGGAAGGGCAACUCACAGAAUGGCGCCGAGCAGGAGGGAAGCAGACCGGCCAUCCAGCACGCCGCAGUGCUUGAGGGCACCUAUCCGUGUUGGCGUCGCCUGGGCUGGUUGGCGCCCAAGUCCCUGGUGGCCUUCCGCCUCAGUUUGGGCCUCGUGGUGGCCAACGACGCCAUGGACAAGGCCACGUUCUACGUGCCCGCCUUCUACGAGAACAAAGGGUCCAGCUAUCCCCGGCUCGCCUUGCUGGAGGACGCAGGCGGCGCAGCGGGGCUCAACCCCUUCGCCUAUUUCUCGGGGGAUCUGUGGCCCACCGCCUUGCUGGCGAUGACGGCCAUCAGCGCCCUCGGCAUGGUCAGGUGGCGGUGGUGUUCCAUCCUCACUUACGUCCUCGUGGCAUGUGCAGUCUUGCGGAAUGUCUACGUGAGCUUCAUCUUCGAUCGGUAUUUGCUGAUCGGCCUGCUCUUCAGCAGCUGCUUGCCCUAUGACGAGCGCUACUGCCUGGCUUCUGUGCUGUUCAGACUACAGCUGGCCUGGAUCUACCUGGACGCGGGCUAUGGGAAAGUGGUAUCUGGUGACUGGUCUUUGAGCGCACGGGUCCCGGCCCUGGCAGUCUACCUCCAGGGAGCCUCCUGGGCUCUUCCGCUGCUCGCCUGGGACCGCAGCCAUGCGGCUGGCUGUUUGGUGCGGGUGGCGACCUGGGGCACUGCGUGGGCGGAGGUCUUGGUAGCUCCAAUCCUGCUGGCCGCUGCAGUCUUUGGUGCUUCAGCCCAGCUACUGCCCAUGGCGCUGGUUCUGCUAUUGCACGUUGGCAUCGGCUGUUGCAUGGAGGGGGGCUUCUCUAUUGGCCUGGCAGCGGGCAGCGUGUGGCUGGCGCUUCUGCCGACGGAGGCCCCGAAGGCCGACCGUGGACUCCGCUGCCGAGCCUUGGGGAAAGGGGACUUUGGGGCGCUGGCCUGGGUCUGCUGCUCGGCCAUCUUCGCGCUGAGUGGCCGAGAGACACAGCCAGGCCCUGUGCCGACAGUGUUGCUGCUGAAUCGCUGGCAAGUGUUCACUGGGGCUGAGACCAACGUCAACUGGGAGGUGGCGCCGGCUCGUUUGGCCGACGGUAGCGUGGUGGACCUUUGGAGCUGGCAAAACGUGAGCUUCGCCAAGCCUCAGACCUACGGACGGCGGGGGAGGUGGCUGAGCUUCCCCAGCGACCGGCCAGGGUCGGCGGCGGCGCUGGACGCGCGCUUCCAGUUCCUUUGUGGCUCGAGCACAAAUAUGGAGACGCACCGCAAGCACGCCAGUCACAGCCAGAGAGACAGAGACAGCCGCAACCCCGUGCCCGCUUUUGGGCCUGUGAAGCACGCCAUGCGGCCGGCCAUGUCUCAGCUGGUUCUGGUCUUGGUGGCGUUUUCCGCCGGGAUUUCGCUGAGCAGAGUGGGGCUCAGCCUAGGUGGCACUGAGGCGGACUUGCUGAGGUUCAAGCUCGCUGCCGCCUGGGGCGCAGGGCCCUUCCCCUGGACGGUCGAGCCGCCUUCGCUUCUAAUGGACCUCUCGCAAUUCACGCACCGCACCCAGUACCUCAGAAGCGGCCUGCCGGAGCUGCUGGCCAAGGGCCUGUGCUUAGACAUCGGGCCCAAGCAUCGGCCCAUUUUGGACCCGAAGCACCCAAAUUCGCGGUUCCUGGACCACGCUACCAGGGAGGAGAUUCAGAAGAAGUACGAGGAUUUUGGGAGCAUGGAUCAAGUGCCCUUCAUCCACUACGUUUGGGACCCCAGCAAGACGUACCGGGACCUGGUGGGCGACAGCCGGUUUCAGGUGGUGUAUGCCUCACAUGUCGUGGAGCACGUGCCAGACCUGGUGAACUUUCUGAACGAUGUCGCCUCUAUUCUGGUGGAUGGCGGCGAGUUCAGGCUAGCCGUGCCAGACAAGCGGUAUUGCUUCGACUUUCGCCGCAGGAUGACCACGUUUGCCGACAUCAUGGGGGCUCAUUAUGACAAGUGCGCAGCGAAUCCGGUGUCAGGUGCCUAUGACGAGCUCACUUUGGUCCCCCCAAAGCACAAUGACGCGCCGAUUUUGUGGGCUAGCUAUCCGCAGGACGGUGACCCUGUGCAGUACCAUGAUGAUGCCAUGCGGGACAUUCAGGACAGCCUCCACCAGACUGGGGGGAAGUCUGCGAUGAACCCAGGGAUGCACCGCUGGCAGUUUAUCCCUGGCUCAUUCGUGGACAUCAUCGCAAGGCUGCACAAGGCGAAGCUCACGUCCCUCUUUGUUCGGCCGGGCAGCGUGGUUGAGACGCGACGAGUGGGAUCAGACUCACGAGGUGCCGGUGCUGAAGUUUCAGCUCUUUGAGCUUUGGGCGCAACUGGGCCCCGACUUGCAGCUGCAGCCACCAAAGAAAACGCUGGUGCGGGUCCACGAUUGCGUGAAAAGCGAAGAAGGAGCC